AGGUUUUUAAUAAACCCCGGCCUUUAAUUGUGCAUCGGUUGGAUAAAGAUACGAGUGGUGUGUUUCUUAUGGCUUUAAGUCGAGAGGCGAAAGAAUAUUGGGCUCUUGUUGCGGAUAUUCCUAAAAAAUCUUCUGGAAAAAUCAGUUUCUCUUUGGAGAAAGCUAAAACAGAUCGGGGAGAGAGAAUCAUCGUCGAUCCGCAAGGGAAAGAAGCUUUGAGCCAUUAUAAAAUUGUUCAAAGGUUGCCAGAAGUGAAAGUGUCGUGGUUAUCCCUUAUGCCAAUUACAGGUCGUAUGCAUCAAUUACGUGUUCAUUGUGCUGCUUCAGGUUUUCCAAUUAUUGGAGAUUGGAAAUAUGGUGGAGAGAAAGCACAACCCUUUUCUGAAAAAAACGUUUGCAUCUUCACAGUUAUCGUUUGUCUUUUAUGGAUCUUCAGGGAAAAAAUAGACAGUAUUGCGUGCCGCUUUCAGAACACAUGGCUAAAACAUGGGAAUUUUUAG
Molecule: messenger RNA, 500 nt
Organism: Stylophora pistillata
Lineage: Eukaryota; Metazoa; Cnidaria; Anthozoa; Scleractinia; Pocilloporidae
Source: RefSeq, a predicted model, not a curated record